Daucus carota subsp. sativus is the source of this 3101-nucleotide messenger RNA. RefSeq lists its product as uncharacterized. The record is from RefSeq and is a predicted model, not a curated record. The transcript is spliced from 5 exons. Bases 110 to 2770 code for a protein of 886 amino acids. Gene Ontology annotation, molecular function: mRNA binding. Gene Ontology annotation, cellular component: cytoplasm. NCBI's taxonomy places the organism in Eukaryota, Viridiplantae, Streptophyta, Magnoliopsida, Apiales, Apiaceae.
AAGGUACAAGGAAAUGUGGCUCGUCGUCGACGUCGUAUGUCCUCUGUUGAGCAAAGUAGGGUUUAAGAAAUAAGCUAAAACCCUCAGUUCAUCUCCAAGCUUAAAAUUCAUGUCUUUUACACACUUAAUUCGCAGCCCACUUUGUUCUCGCAAUUAUAAACACCGUCUAUAUGCAUACUCUUAUACAUACAUCUCGUCUCAAACCCCCUUCUUUUCAAACUACAAAUCUCAUUCUUUUUCUUCUUCUUCUGCCCCUGAAAGUGAAAUUAAGCCCAAUUCACCACUACCCAUUUCCCCGAAUGCCCCCAAACCCACCUCCCUCUCCGCCCGGAUGAGUUUCGUAUUCGAUCAAAUCGAUGCCAUUGAGAAAGAACGGUCCCAGAAAGAUGAAACCCUCCAGCGCAUUCGGGCGUGGCGCGAGUCGAAAAAUAAGCAGAAGGGUGAGGGGAAUGUGGGUAGUGAUGGGUUGGGAAGUGGGGCCAGUGGGGUUAAGGUGAAUGAGGUGGAGGAGAGGGAAAAGGGGGUGGGAAUUGGAGGCGGAGGGGGGUUGAUGAGUAAGGAGGUGGAGUUGGUGCAUCCGUGGCCCGAGUGGAUUGAAUUGAUGGAGAGAUUGGUGCAGCAGAAUUAUUUUGAUCAUAAGAGGAAAGAUGAGGAUAAGAUGAUUGAGGAUUUGGGGUUUAAGAUGGAGGAAGUUGUUGAUCAAGGUUUUGAUUUUACCAGGGAUUGGAGGACUGUUCAGACUGCUUGUCUUAAUUUUGGGAAGGAUCGGUUCGAUAUAUUGAGGUCAUUGUCGAGACAAGAUAUCCAAGUUUUGGUUGGUCAUGGAUGUCCAAGCACAGACAAGAAGGUCGUUUUUUCUGCAAAAUUGUUGAGAAAGCAUGUCCACCUUGAUGAAGGCGAUGUCUGUAGUUCAUGUAGUCUGAGGAGCUCUUGUGAAAGAGGAUAUUUGCUAACAAACAAGGAGGAUGAGGCAAGAACUAUUGAUAUUAUGCGUGUUCUGUUGGCUUAUGGGUUUGAUCCUGUGAAUAGAUCAGUUGUGAAUGAGUCCAUUCUGAAGAUAAAAUCUGUCAAAACUGUAGUUCGUAAAUUACUUCAUCAUGUGGUAAAAUUGAGUGCAGUUCCAAUUGACCCAAAUCUUCCUCCACCUGUCAUUAAAAGGCCUCCACCAAAAGUGAAGCAACCGCCUCCCCCUCCAAGAAGACGGGUUGGGCGUGAUGAUAUUGAGAUGAAAAAAGGAGAUUGGCUUUGUCCAAAGUGUGAUUUUAUGAAUUUUGCGAAGAAUUCUAUCUGCCUGCAAUGUGAUUCCAAUCGUCCAAAAAGACAACUUCUUCCAGGAGAGUGGGAAUGCCCUGAGUGCAAUUUCUUGAACUAUAGAAGAAACGUGGUAUGUUUUCACUGUGAGUGCAAACGGCCCCCCGAUGAAUAUACGGAGAACAAAAUGCAAGAAAAGCAAUAUGGUUCGCGGACAAGGCCCGAGAAGAUUUCUACCCGGAAGGACUCUUGGAAUUUUGACUUUGAUGACAACGAGUCUGAUGGAGCAGAUGUUGCUUCAUUUGAGCAUGCAGAUUCACAUAAACUUAAUGAAGAUUUCCCUGAAGCCAGAUGGGAUGAAAGAGAAAAUAGGAGAAGAUCUGAAAUUGGUUUUCAGACAAGCAACAUGCCUCCUAGGACACUUGCAAAAGAAUACUCAGAUCUCGGUCAGCAGCCUGGAACAGGUUUUGACGAUUUUCAUGAUGAAGAAGAUGAUCUGGAGAGUUACGAAUUAGAUAACCAGAGUAGGGACCAAGGACAGGGAACUGGUACUAUAGACUUCUCUGAGAUUGAGGCUGAUUCUGAAAGUGAUGAUACAAAAGGCCCUAAUGACAGGUUCAGGGCUACAAGGAGAACCAGUUUGCCUAGAAAUGCUAAGGCACCAAGGCCAAUGCGUCGAAAUGCAGCUUUCUCGGGAUCUGAGGGCAAUGAAAUAGAUUUAGAUUCUGACCAAGAUAUCCCAGUUCAUCCAAACUGGAAAUCCAGUCAUGUUGCUAACUCUCAACGAAGACUUAAAGGUAGAGCAGCAAAGGAUUUUGACUCAGAUGAAGACAUUGGGCUCACUUCUGGAUCUGAAGAUGAGAGGAAUCAUCAAUCUAGAAAUUCAAUAGGAAAUAAACGGGGAACUAACAGAAGGGAUUUCGGAAGGAGAGCUAGUCAUAGUUCUGAAGAUUUCUCUGGAAUUGAGUCUGAUGAUGAAGACUUAAAAUCUCAUAGAGAUCAAGGCAAUAAAGAAAGUUUUGAUAGAAAGAAAAACCUGGCAAGGGGCCGUGGCGGUUUUGAUGGGUCUGAAAGAUCUGGAUUUAAGUCCCGCGGUAUAAUGGGUGAUAGAAGUCGAUCUUCCAGGGACAAGUUCGAGAGACCAUCUCGUUCGCCACGUGGUAAUGAUAAAAGAUUUGAGCGGGAUGACUUUGAUGGACGUGCUAGAUUUGACAGGUCUGAAAGAUCUGGAUUCAAAUCCCGCAGUACGAUGGGUGACAGAAGUCAUUCUUUCAGGGACAAGUUCGAGAGACCAUCUCGUGGGCCUCGUGGUAAUGAUAGGGGAUUUGAGCGGGAUGACUAUGAUGGUCGUAAAAAGGGGUCUGGUGGAGAUUUGCGAAAUUUUAAUAGCCCUAGGAGAGAGGGCUUUGGUAAAGACCAACGAGGCCGAAACAAUUUCGAUAGAAGGGCUGCAGUAGGUGGCUCAGAUAGUUACUAUGAAGAUGAAAGACCACGCAGACCCCGUAACAAUGUCAGGUAAAUGUAGAGUAUGAUACAAGUUAGCCCCCACGAAUUAUCAUCGGCCGAACCUAAGUUCUUUCUCUAGGACGGAAGUUUCUGGUAGUAAGGGCAUAUUUUCAAAAGAACGUCGACCAUAACCAGAAGGCCAAAUGUACAUGGCAUAUUUUGGUGCAUGUCAAGUGGCACAACUCCGGACUUGUUCCGAAGGCCAAAUGUGGUUGUGGAGCAUCAUCAUUUUUUAAAUUAAAGAUGGGAGCUAAAUUUAGAAAUUAUUGCGUGCAUUUGAAUUGAAUAUGUUGGAUUAUCAUGUAAUAAUCUUUAUUAGUGAAUAAAUUGAUUGUUAACAUUUA